Messenger RNA from Boleophthalmus pectinirostris (great blue-spotted mudskipper), 3790 nucleotides. RefSeq names its product tumor necrosis factor receptor superfamily member 1A. The transcript is spliced from 10 exons. Gene Ontology annotation, biological process: signal transduction. Bases 155 to 1282 code for a protein of 375 amino acids. NCBI's taxonomy places the organism in Eukaryota, Metazoa, Chordata, Actinopteri, Gobiiformes, Gobiidae. Gene Ontology annotation, molecular function: protein binding. Gene Ontology annotation, cellular component: plasma membrane. The record is from RefSeq and is a predicted model, not a curated record.
UGAAAUCUUCACAUGGGUGACAGCUCCUCAGCAGCCUCACAACUGAACCGUGACUCGAGCGACUAUGGAGACUUUUGGAUGCUAAUUUAUGAGAAGAAGAAGAAGAAGAAGAAGACCAGGAUGAGAAGCUGAGUUUGAGCUGCUGCUGUUUGAGAUGAGACAGUCCAUCAUGAGUUUGGUUUGUGCUCUGAUUCUCCUCUUCAUCUCAAAAUCUUUGGUGGUAGCACAACCAGAGAAGUGCCAACAAAACCCCUGCCCUCCUGGUUAUUACAGAAAGAAGUGUGGCCCUGAUAAUAGCUGGAAUUUAUGUCAAAAAUGUAAGGAUGGAUACUACAUGGACACAGAAAACACUGCAAGAACUUGUAUCCAGUGUACGAAAUGUGGUGUCAAUACGGUGAUGAAGAAACAAUGCACUUCUGUUUCUGAUCGGCAAUGUGUCUCGAAAGGAAGUGACAGGAAUCUUGGUUGCUCGUCCUGUUUGACCACAAGGAAAAAGCAUACCGAACCCCAGAGGGUAGUGGAGUGUAACCCACUGUGCAUACUGUUAACUACACAUGAUACCACUGCAGUUACUACUAAUACUACUACUACUACUAUUUCUGCUACUACAAGAGGAGCUUCAAAUGUCACAACAAAAUAUAUCUUCCCUGCAGGUGUGGGCCCUCUGGUGUGGGUGCUGGUGUUUGUGGUUCUGCUGAUUCUCGUGUUCUGCGUCAGUGUCCUGUUAUUGACAAACCUGUACAAAUACGUGCACGUCUACUGCCCCUGCUGGAGAGUCAAGGAACACGCCGAGGCCCCUCUGCAAGCAGACAGAGAGCCAGGCUGCCUUCAAAGCCCGACCACACUGGUUCAGGAUUUUACCAUCUAUGAGGAAAUUCCCAUGUUCGAUGCCAUGAGCCCUGUCCCCCCGAGAAAUCCUGCCAAUGGCGCCCCCCAGCUGUCAGAAGAGGAACACAGAGCUCUCCUAGACCAGACCCAGCGGGAGCCCUUCCCUGCCAUCGUCAUGUACGCUGUGAUAAAAGAGGUGCCUCUGCGUCGCUGGAAGGAGCUCAUGCGUCUGCUGUCGGUGGCAGAUCAGCAGCUGGAGCGGGUGGAGCUGGACGUGGGCUUGAGCUCUAUGGAGAAACAGUACCAGCAGCUCAGGCUCUGGAGUCAGAAGCCAGGAGCUAAAAUGGAUGAUAUUUACUCAGCACUUCACUACAUGGAGCUGAUGCGAUGUGCACAGAUGAUCAGGGAAAGUCUUGACCAGAUACAGCAAAGACCAGAAGGGGACGCUGUAUAAAACAAACUAAAGAUUACAGCCCUGUUAUAUUUGGUGCAGAACAUUUUAGAAUUUUCUUUUUUAACCUCAAACCCCAACUAGUAUAACUUCUCCAAACAGAAGUCAUGAAGAUUAUGAUAUGAACUCACUCACAGCAUCUUAGGAUCAGAUAAUAAUUUGCCGCCAAGCAGGUUUGAAAGGACUCCGUAGUUGUAGUACUGCAGUCUUAUGAUACUGUAGUACUGUAAUCUUUUGAUACUGUUGUACUGUAGGCCUUGAGUUCUAAACACGAACAUGUUAUUUAUUUAUUUUAGUAAUUUCUGUGACUCAUGACUUGACUCUGAACACAAACUUUGGCUACAUUUAGAUGUCCAAUGAAAAUCUGAAUCAUCAGAUCCCAAUAAUUCAGUCAGAAUUUUGGUGUGUUUACGUGCACAAAAGAAAUCUGAUAAAAAUCCAUUUCAAAAUGUUGUAUUUGAUAGACAAUGACAAUGAACUGUAAAUAUUUCUUUCUACUUUUAUAAUUUUCUCUUUAUUUUUUAUUUGUCUCUUUAUUGCAUAAUUUUACUUGUCAAACCUGCUCAGGUGUGGACAGUCAGAUGUUUGAUGUGGAUAUAAACAGAGACACUGGGACUAGGUUCAGAGCAGAGAAUUUGGACUGGAGCUUGUAAACUCUCAACCUGGAUCUGUACAGGCAAGUGCAGAGGGGGAGAUAUAGGGGGCGCUAUAGCAGGGGUAUUCUUGCCCUACAAGUUCCCUUUUCUAUCUUUUUUUAAUUUAUGCCUCCACAACCUGACAGAUUUUCUCUGCACAACCAUGUCUCUGACUCUUUAGACUGUUUUGUUGCAAGCAGGACUAAACCAGAACUGAACCAGGACUGAAAAAGGACUAAACCAGGACUAAAACAGAUUUAAACCAUGUGUAAAACAGGACUAAACCAGAACUGAACCAGGAGUGAGUGUCGGGACUCGGUCUCUAUCUCUUUCUCGAGCCCAAGAUUAGUCCUGGUUUAUUUAUUUUAUGCUGAACUGCAGCCAAAUAUGCACUUUUUUUUUUUUUAAAUCCUAUGCACAUGCAGAUUUCUGAAAGUUUCGUUUUCAGCCGCUGCUGCUGUCAAACUAUGGGUCUACAUGCGGCUUGAAGAGAAAAAGUGAGAAAAAGAGAAAACACGGCUCCCAAUAAGAAGCAGGCUCCCGUUGUUCGCUUCAAAGAGUCGGCUCUAAGAGCUGCUUCUAUCGCGACCGACCCAUAACUCCUAGCUAGUAAACUAUCGCUAUUAGCCUUUAGCCGUAAAAACGUGCGCACCGCGGUAAUUAAUUAUAUGCAUAAAUGUGGAUCAUUCACACGUCUAUUCACAGCUCAUUUACAUAUCAAUGCUGGUCCAGUAACAAAUAUACGGCCAAUAUAGUCACUUUACAAUAGGCCAAUAGAAAACAGCCUGUUUAUGUGCCGUAGCUACAGCAGCUAAUCGCUAAUAACAAAUAACCAAAACUAGCUUCAAAGUCGAUGUAUUUCCAACAAUCAACACUCACACAGGCUCCUCCUCACAUCACAAGUCUGAACUAAUAAAAGUCCUUUUAAUCCAGACUCAAACUGAUUGUCUGUAAAAAGAAAAUAAUCUCAGUGUUGCGCACCGCUGCGGGUGUAAACAAGAACACGUGAGUGAAGUGAAGUGACUCUGUGGUGUGUUCAGGGACAGUACGGACACACACAGACAAAUUACACCGGAGAUAAAUACUGAUGCGGAGCCACAUAUUAGGACAUUUAUCUGUCUGUAAAUUGGAUUAAAUGAACAUAAUGUAGAGAGUCUAAGCUUUAUAACAAGGUAUAACAUGCCCACGUGAAAUAUCGGCCGAUAUGUCUCCAGUUGCCCACAUCGGCCGAUAUAUCGGCCGGGCUCUAGUAGAGGUAUUGGAAGUGUUAAUAGUGAUUCCUGUAGUAAGUAUCAAGUUUUUGUGUGGUGCAGCAUUGCUGUUGUUCUUUUGUUCUGACUACUUCUACUGGAGUGUUAGCAGUCAGAGCUGUACCUACACUGCAGAUUGUGUGGUUGUGUUGUAGGCUGCGGGUGACUCAAACAGAGUAUUGUGGGUUUAGUGGUGGUGACCUGUAUCCACCAUCGUACAUAAAUCAGAGGAGAAUUCCCCUGUAGAGAUACAGUAGGCCAGAUGUAUUUUCACAUCUACAUCCUCUUAUGAGAAAGUAUCUGUUAAAUAUUGAUGUGUGCUGUUUGUGGAUGUGUUUUUCAUUAAAGGUGCAUUUGUAACUUUUCUGGUGGAGGGACUGUUACCUACUUGUUUCUAUGGAAAUGUCAUUGCUCUGCCUGGAAUGCUCCACAGUGAAGGAAGUUCAGCCACCACAGCCUAUUCCACCAGACUAUUUCCUGGUGCUGAUGUAGUAUCUCAUUUUGAGAGUUUAAACUGUUGGUCUGAUUCUGCAUCGACUUCUAAGAAUUUAUUUUCUAACACGAUGUAUCAUAUGAGUGACUGUUAUUUUUUGUCCAAAAUAAAUUUGUAUUAUUUUGUUAAGAAA